CACAACUCACAGGUACCAUCUCCUUUUUUUUCUUCUUUGUUGAAAAUGGAAACCAAAACAGAAAAUGACAACUCUCUUUCCUUACCCAUGUUGGCUGAUGACUGUGAUAAAGCUGAGAAGGGAAUUGGAUCAGAUAGACUUAUUAGCAAUGGCAAAACAUCCUUUCUGAAAACAACUUUUCAUGGACUCAAUGCUCUAUCAGGAGUUGGGAUUUUGUCGACUCCAUACGCAUUAUCAUCAGGAGGGUGGUUAAGCAUGAUACUUCUUCUUCUAAUUGCAUGUGUAACUUUCUACACAUCCUUAUUAAUAAAGAGAUGUAUGGAUUUUGAUCCAACUAUUACAAGCUAUCCAGACAUUGGAGAUCGUGCAUUCGGAACAAGAGGAGGAAUAUUGGUUUCAGUUUUUAUGAAUCUAGAACUUUACAUGGUUGCAACUGGUUUUCUAAUUCUUUCAGGGGACAACUUGCAUAAUCUGUUACCAGAUGUGAACUUUGAGUUUUGGGGACUCCAAUUUGGUGGAAAACAAAGUUUUGUCUUGAUUGUUGCUCUCCUCAUAUUGCCAACCAUAUUGUUAAAGAACAUGAGCAUUCUUGCGUAUGUAUCAGCCUCUGCAGUAUUAGCUACUCUCGUGAUUAUUGGUUUGAUUUUCUGGGAAGCAACGUAUGAUGGCAUUGGAUUUCAUAAAAGUGGAGUAGUUGUGAAUUGGGGAGGAAUCCCUACAUCGUUUAGCUUAUAUGCCUUCUGUUAUUGUGCCCAUCCUGUUUUUCCAACUCUCUACACUUCAAUGAAAAACCAAAACCAAUUUUCUAAGGUAAUGCUUGUGUGUUUUGUGUUCUCUACCGUAACCUAUGCAUCAAUAGCAAUUAUGGGAUACUUAAUGUUCGGCUCUGAUCUGGAAUCACAAAUCACAUUGAACCUUCAACCGGAAAAAUUUAGCUCAAAAUUGGCUAUAUACACAGCUUUGAUCAAUCCAAUAGCCAAGUAUGCAUUAAUGAUGACACCAAUUAUUAACAGACUUGAGGAGCGUUUGCAGUCACAUUGUGACAAAAAAUCAUUUAGCUACCUGAACAGGACUAUAUUAAUGAUAAGCAGUGUCACUGUGGCUCUAACUAUACCCUUUUUUGGGUAUCUCAUGUCACUAGUUGGAGCAUUUCUUAGUGUCACAACUUCAAUUUUGGUACCAUGUUUCUGCUACUUGAAGAUUUUGGGCACUCAUAAGAAACUUGGAUAUGAGCUAGUCAUAAUAGGAUUUAUAAUUAUAAUGGGGAUCAUUGUCUUAGUUACCGGUACAUACACAUCCAUGGAGGAAAUAAUACACCUCAUGUAAUUAUGUAUUUUACUAAAAAA
Solanum stenotomum is the source of this 1346-nucleotide messenger RNA. RefSeq names its product amino acid transporter AVT1I-like. NCBI's taxonomy places the organism in Eukaryota, Viridiplantae, Streptophyta, Magnoliopsida, Solanales, Solanaceae. The record is from RefSeq and is a predicted model, not a curated record. The transcript has 3 exons. Gene Ontology annotation, cellular component: plasma membrane. Bases 46 to 1326 code for a protein of 426 amino acids.